Molecule: messenger RNA, 1858 nt
Organism: Cyphomyrmex costatus
Lineage: Eukaryota; Metazoa; Arthropoda; Insecta; Hymenoptera; Formicidae
Product: peptidyl-prolyl cis-trans isomerase-like 2
Exons: 9
Coding region: 119-1690 (523 amino acids)
Biological process (GO): protein polyubiquitination; protein peptidyl-prolyl isomerization; protein folding
Cellular component (GO): catalytic step 2 spliceosome
Molecular function (GO): peptidyl-prolyl cis-trans isomerase activity; ubiquitin protein ligase activity
Source: RefSeq, a predicted model, not a curated record
UAUCCGAAAUUCAAGUUUUAUAAGACGUUUGUUUAAUUUAUUCAUAAUUCGUUCCGUAUUACUGCCAAUUACUGCGACAUUUUCUUAAAAACAAGACAGUUAAUAGAAUUACUUCAAAAUGGGGAAACGCCAACAUCAGAAGGAUAAGAUGUACUUGACGUACACAGAGUGGUCGACGUUGUACGGUGGAAGGAAAUCGGGAACAAAUCUGGAAACAAGCGAGGAGAAGACAUUCAGGCGGUUACCAUAUGAUCACUGCUGUUUGUCUCUCCAACCCUUCGAACAUCCUUAUUGCGACCCGCAUGGCAACGUGUUUGAGCUAGAGGCUGUUUUGCAAUACAUAAAACAGUACAAGCACAAUCCCAUAACAGGGAAAUCACUGGAUGCCAAGAGUCUAGUUAAACUAAAUUUUUAUAAGAAUUUGCAAGAUGAAUACCAGUGUCCUGUUCUUUUCAAAUUAUUUACAAAACAUUCGCAUAUUGUUGCUAUUAAAACUACAGGAAAUGUUUUCUCCUAUGAGGCUGUUGAACAAUUGAACAUAAAAACUGGGAAUUGGAAAGAUUUGAUAAACGAUCAGCCAUUCACGCGUAAGGACAUUAUCACAAUUCAAGAUCCAAAUAACGCAAUGAAAUUUAAUCUGUCUACAUUCCAUCAUAUUAAAAAUAACAUAAGAGUGGAAGACGAAGAAACCGUGAAAGAGAGGAACAAUCCAAAUGCAAAAUUAAGAAAUGUAUCAGCAGAGACCAAAGAGAUCCUGGUUGAAUUGGAGAGAGAUUACAAGCCGGCAAAAAGUAGCGACAAAGAUGAAUCUGCACAGAAGGCUGACAAAUUUAACGCUGCGCACUAUUCCACUGGUGCGGUUGCUGCAGGAUUCACUUCGACAAUAAUGCCGGCAGAGACUACUCAUCAGGCGGCUGUGAUUGCGGAAGAUUUGGUGCGAUAUGAGAGAAUCAAGAAGAAAGGAUAUGUAAGAUUAUUUACAAAUUUUGGGGCUUUAAAUCUGGAACUUUAUUGUGAUCUGGUUUCGAAAACAUGUGAAAAUUUCACGAAACACUGCCAGAAUGGUUAUUACGAUGGCACAAAGUUCCAUAGGUCGAUACGAAAUUUUAUGAUUCAGGGUGGUGAUCCGACCAAUACAGGUAACGGCGGCAAAUCCAUUUGGGGUAAACCGUUCGAGGACGAGUUCAAAUCGAAUCUGGUUCAUCAAGGCAGGGGUAUUCUGUCUAUGGCAAAUUCGGGGCCAAACACCAAUGGAUCCCAGUUUUUCAUCACAUUUCGAUCGUGCAGACAUCUCGAUCGUAAACACACAGUCUUUGGAAAGAUCGUUGGAGGUCUGGACACGUUAAACGCGAUGGAGAAGGUGGAGGUGGACAAUAAAGACAAGCCGAUAGAGGAUAUAGUCAUACAGAGUGUUCAAGUUUUCGUGGAUCCCUUCCAGGAAGCCGAUGAUCAGCUCGCCGCAGAACGAAUUGCCGAAGCGGAACGAUUAGCUCAAGAAGCGAGUCAAAAUAAAGCAGCUGACAAAAAGGACAAGAAUGACACUCAAAAGGUCUACCGAUCGGGCAUAGGAAAAUAUGUGAAAUUGGAGCAGGAGAAAUUGGACAAAUGGGAUGGCAACGCGGAGCCUGUAACAAAGAAGAAGAAGGUCUCGUCGCAUUCAUAUGGAAAUUUCUCUUUUUUCAAUUUCUAAUGAAUUCAUUAGAAUAAUUAGAGUAUUAAAUGUAUAUAGCACAUGUACAUAGUCUAGUUUGUAAUAUAUAACAUUUCUGGCAAUUUGCUGUAUGUAAAACCUCUGGCGUACUCAAGUUCUUAUUAAAGAGUCAAAAAACGGAAAUGUUAUUGCUGAUGGAAAAUGGUA